GAGACACAGAGACCCACCACAAGCCCACAACGCUUCUCUCCUUCUCCCUCUGUUUUCUCUUCUUUACUUCUUUCUCUGAUAAAACUGUCACCAACCCCCUUCCAUUUCUCUCUCCCUCUCUCUCACACUUUCUCUCUUUCCCUGCUUUUUUAUUUUAUUUUUCCUGUCAUUCUUGUUCUUCUUGUUCUUCUUUCUCCCUUGCAAAUAUACGUAUGAUACAAUAAUUCUUAAGCGUUGAAGGCAUAGUUGCUUGAAGAGCUGAAACGUAUCAUCGCCUUGAUCGUUUGAAUCUAUGGAACAGCUUGUCAACUUCAUCAUCCGGCCACCAAGAGCUGAAUAUGACCCCAAAAGUGAUUUAUUGGAGCAGGAGUUCAUGCUGAAAGGGAAAUGGUAUCAACGGAAGGAUGUAGAGAUAAAAAACAGUCGGGGUGAUGUUCUUCAAUGCAGCCAUUACAUGCCGAUAGUCAGUCCUGAAGGAAAGCCCCUGCCUUGUGUUAUAUAUUGUCAUGGAAACAGUGGAUGCAGGGCUGAUGCUAGUGAAGCUGCUAUAAUUUUACUUCCCUCAAAUAUUACAGUUUUUACUCUGGAUUUCUCGGGAUCGGGAAUUUCUGGAGGGGAGCAUGUUACUCUUGGCUGGAAUGAAAAGGAUGAUCUGAAGGCUGUUGUCAACUAUCUGCGUGAUGAUGGAAAUGUCUCUUUGAUUGGCUUGUGGGGUCGGUCAAUGGGAGCUGUAACAAGCCUUAUGUAUGGAGCUGAGGAUCCUUCAAUUGCAGGGAUGGUUUUAGACAGUCCCUUUUCUGAUUUGGUUGAUUUGAUGAUGGAACUUGUAGAUACAUAUAAAAUUCGUCUUCCGAAGUUCACUGUGAAGUUUGCGAUCCAGUACAUGCGAAGAGCUAUUCAAAAGAAGGCAAAAUUUGAUAUAACGGACCUCAAUACCAUUAAGGUGGCGAAAUCUUGUUUUGUUCCAGCUUUACUUGGGCAUGCCAUUGAGGAUGAUUUUAUACAGCCCCAUCACUCUGAUCGGAUAUUUGAGGCUUACAUGGGAGACAAAAACAUAAUUAAAUUUGAGGGAGAUCACAAUUCUCCACGUCCUCAGUUUUACUUUGAUUCCAUAAACAUUUUUUUUCACAAUGUUUUGCAACCUCCGGAAGAUGAGGUUGGGGAAUCAUUUUUUGACCCUGUGAAUGAUUACUUUGGUAAGGAUGUUUGGAGAUCUAUGCAUGAAUUAGGCUACAACAUUGAAUCAUCAUCAAGAAACAAAGAUGCAGAACCUUCAGCAAGCAGUACGAUAAAUGCCAUUGAGCAGGUUCGUUCAAGACGACCAAUGAGUAGAAUGGAGGUUCCAUCUGAUAUUUCUUCAAAAGAUGAACGUCAUGAACACGAGCAGGAAAAGGGCGGUGAUCAUUCUCCAUCACCAUCAUCAAUGAUUAGCUUUGAAUUGUCAAAUGGUGAUCCUUUUGGACCCCAUGUUCCAGCCGCAUUGGAAGAUGAUCAAUACGUUGAAUAUCAACUGGAUGACCUUGCAGGUUUUCCAUCUACUUCUGAGGAGGAGGAAAGAAUGUUCAAGGAAGCAGUGAUGGAGUCACUGAAGGACCUGGAAGUACGAAAUUCAAAUGCCGAACAACCAACAAGUAGCGUUAGCACUGUGUCUGUAGCGGCUAUAGAGCCGUCAGAUAAAGAUGCUUCCUCACAAGAGAAUUCAAGAUCUAUGGAGACAGAAUCUUCCUCACUCAAACACAGCACAGAUUCAACAAAAUCUAAAACCACUUCCUCUGCUUCAGAAGAAUGUGAGACAUUAGAAGGCGAGUCAUAUUCCAUUUCAGCAAACCAUUCUCAAAAUGUGGUUUCCAAACCAAGUCCUGUGCCAAGUCUUUCAUCAGAAAAGUUGCAGUCACAGUCACAGCCGCCAACACUGCCGCCAGCAUCAACAGGCACAUCAUCAGUAAUUGAGUCCAGCAACACAAGUGAUUCUGCUCAUAGCAGCAGUUCUGGUAGUUUGAAAAGUUCAUCAGAGACUGACAUAUCACACAAUACAAAAGCCACAGUAACUGUUGUCAGGAAUCCCCCAGGCCAUGCCAUGGACGGCUUAAUGCGUCGUUGGGAUUUCAAUUUUUUCAAAAACAAAUAGCCACAGCCAUUAUGAUCAGAUGAUUGAUUCUCAUUUAUACGUUGUUUCUGUAACUAAAAAAAUUCAUAGUUUGUACCAAAGAAAUAGGUGCUCGUGUGUAAAUUUGUUAUGUUUAGAUUCUCAACUAACAAAUCAAACAAUAUUCUUUGACUGUAAGUGAGAUUUGUCAUAUUUUGCUGCCUAUGACUUUAAAUGGGAAACAUUCUCUCCAUUGUACUCA
Molecule: messenger RNA, 2348 nt
Organism: Vigna angularis (adzuki bean)
Lineage: Eukaryota; Viridiplantae; Streptophyta; Magnoliopsida; Fabales; Fabaceae
Exons: 14
Coding region: 293-2128 (611 amino acids)
Source: RefSeq, a predicted model, not a curated record